UAAUAAUAAACGGAAUAAAGGAUCAACAGAGUAUCGCAUAUUGAUCGAAACGAACGACAUGGAAGAACAACCUUCAGUUCUUCAUAUUUGGAGCUCACCUUCGUCAUUAACAACAUUUGGACAUAUUUCGCUACAACUAAUGUCUAACAAAUGUUACAUAAGCUUUUGGCCUAGAAAAGGUACAAACUGCUGGGAUAUUUUGAACAAGAGAUGCCCCGCUGAAUGGUAUCAAACCGUUAAGGAGGAGAUUAAAGUUAAUGGACACCCAACUUCAGUGUUUAUCUAUGGACUAGAUGUUACAGCAAUCAAAUUAUGGUGGGAUAAAUUCAUUUCUUACGAACCAAAAUAUGAUAUACGAGAACAGAACUGCGCUUCAGUUGUGUAUAACGCACUUUGUGCAGGAUCAAGCUGGUUUGAAAAGAAUACAGGAGAAUGUGCUGGAAUCAAAACUCCAACACGUGUUUUCCAGUACGUACAGAACGGUUACAAUAAAGGAACAAAAAUAGGAUGUGGUAGGUCAUGUACACACUGUCUGUCGUUAUACCCUUAUCUAGUUUUCGGUUUCUUUUCUAAUAACGUUGACAAAUUUAUGGUAUUGGCUCAAAAAUAUCUCCAGUUCAGACAUACACCAGAACAAGGCAAAAUUGUUAAGAAAUGUGAACUUGAAGAUACUUCAUCAAAUGUUGAGGAAAGUGAUGAAUCAAUCAAAGAUGUUACGGUAUGUCAAGAUUUGCAUGAAAAGAAAGAAAACCUCCAACCAAAUGUACAACAAGAAAAUUUAGAAGAUUUUAUUGACUUACGGACGAAAGGUAGAAGAAUAAGUUUGCCAGACAUAAAGUUUUUCUGUCAACCAGAUAGGGAUACCUACGGUGAAGCAAUGCUCGUUCCUUUAACUGGUGAAAAUGGCGUUAGAUAUAGAACAUGAACAAAGGAAUGUGUUUAAACAAUAAUUUUCACAAAGAUAUUUAGGCAAAAUCACUCUCAGGGAGACAUCCUUACUUCACAAGUAAUGUCUAAAGAAAUGUCUAAAGAAACUAUAUACAAAGAAGGAGGCAAUCGUUAUCAGUUUAUGCCGGUAUAUAUUCAAGAAGCUGUUCAUUUUUCAUGUAUAUACUGACCUGUUGAACACAUACACAGUGACCGAACUACGAAAAAGUGUAUCGCGAUGCUGAGCAAUCCAAAGGGUAUACGGAGGAGAAAGUGCAGAAAGACGUAUAGCAGGCAGGAAUUUUCGAAAAUCAGCACACUAUUGGAGUGCAUUCUAUGAACGACCCGCAUACAUGAAUAAAGCAAAUGAUCGACGAUGCUGCUAAAGUGAAUAUAUUGACGUAACAAAGGUGCAUAAACAACUGUUGGAUUGUUGUGUUGAAUUGUUUUCGUGCGACUUGUGUCGCAGUAUGAACAGACAGCGAAAGAGAUUGUUGGUGUAAAAAAUGUAUGUCUAUAACAGGACAUAUAUCUAGAUUUAAUGGAGAAGCAGAAAUGUGUUCAUGCGUUAACGUUUUAGGGAGGAGAAACACGAUUAAUUUUAUGUAACAGAUCAGUGCUGCAUUUUUGUAAAACAAAAUGCACACAGUAUGACCAUUAGUGAAUUGUUUCUAAGCAUUGAAAUGUUGCCUGAUUAUAUUUUGUGAAAAUUAUACUUUAUCAAGGUUGUUUCUACUGUGUAGUGAAUGUACAUUAAUUUUAUCAUGCUAUAAUCAUAAGAUUUCAACACACUGAUCAAAUUGUAUCAAGUUAUAAUGAAAGAGAUCUAUUUGCUUUGUAUUUUGAUUUCUGAUUAACCAGUUUAUUUUGUGGUAAUGUUAUUUUUAAGAAGAUAUGUUUAAUGUUUCAAUUAGUGUCCAUCUGAAUUGAUAUGUGCAUAUAAGAAGCGUAUGUAUUUUGGGUACAAGUAUUUGGUCUUAAAUAAAUGUACCGGUUUAUCAUUGUU
Mercenaria mercenaria is the source of this 1933-nucleotide messenger RNA. RefSeq lists its product as uncharacterized. The record is from RefSeq and is a predicted model, not a curated record. Lineage: Eukaryota; Metazoa; Mollusca; Bivalvia; Venerida; Veneridae. The transcript is spliced from 3 exons. Bases 59 to 925 code for a protein of 288 amino acids.